UGUCUGUUAUUUUGGGACGUUGUUGUUCACCUAAUUCCAACAUUCUAUUAUCAUAUUUUUUUAAUCCUCUGGUUUCUAUUCCUUUUACUAAAAUCAUCCGAUAUCGGUUACACUUUUUUCCCUAAAAAGUUAGGGUUAGGGUUUGCUUUGCUUUACCCAACCCCAACAUUCACCAUUUCUUGAAUCUGAACUUUCAAUGGCGCGAUCGGUGCCUCUACUGGCACCGUUAUGCCUCAUCUUCGCCGUAAUUGCUCUCUUCUUGCCUGCGGAAGCCCAGAAAAAUGAAAUGUUGAUUCAGCAAAUCACCACCAAAGAAAACGUCGACGUUUGCAAAGGAGUUUCAACUCAAGCUUCGUGUCCAAUCAAUUGCUUCCGCGCAGAUCCUGUUUGCGGCGUCGAUGGGCGGACUUAUUGGUGUGGAUGCGCCGAUGCGAUGUGCAGUGGAACCCCUGUUGCUAAAUUGGGAGCUUGUGAGGUCGGAAAUGGCGGCAGCGCUUCUCUUCCGAGGCAGGCGCUUCUUCUGGUUCAUAUUCUCUGGCUUAUCUUGCUCGGUUUUUCUUUGCUUUUUGGUUUUUUCUAAUUUCGGCAUUGUAUUGAGUUGCGAUUGACAGAGUUAGGGUUUUCUCGGAGUGAUUGAAUUUUUUUUAAGAGUAAUUGGGGUGUUGUAUAGUAUGAUUGAUUUUCUUGUAUUCUAUUGUUCUAAGAUCAAAUUCAUUGAAAUAUAAUAUGUUCAACGCGGCCAUUCAUUUGAUGAAA
Molecule: messenger RNA, 756 nt
Organism: Mercurialis annua (annual mercury)
Lineage: Eukaryota; Viridiplantae; Streptophyta; Magnoliopsida; Malpighiales; Euphorbiaceae
Exons: 1
Coding region: 197-580 (127 amino acids)
Source: RefSeq, a predicted model, not a curated record